AUGACCGUCAACCGCAGCGAGUACAGCGCCAAGGCUGGCGAACGCUACGAUGUCGUCAAGCCGAAGGAGUCGGACUUGUUGAGGGGAGACGGCCACUUCGAAGGCCAGACCCAGAAUCAGAAGGACUUCCAAGCAGGACGAGGCGAUCGCUAUGAUGCUGUGAAGCCUGGAGCAUCAGACAUCUGGAACAAGGAAGGCGGCGUCGAGCAGAUGACCGUCAACCGCAGCGAGUACAGCGCCAAGGCCGGCGAACGCUACGAUGUCGUCAAGCCGAAGGAGUCGGACUUGUUGAGGGGAGACGGCCACUUCGAAGGCCAGACCCAGAAUCAGAAGGACUUCCAAGCAGGACGAGGCGAUCGCUAUGAUGCUGUGAAGCCUGGAGCAUCAGACAUCUGGAACAAGGAAGGCGGAGUCGAGCAGAUGACCGUCAACCGCAGCGAGUACAGCGCCAAGGCUGGCGAACGCUACGAUGUCGUCAAGCCGAAGGAGUCGGACUUGUUGAGGGAGACGGCCACUUCGAAGGCCAGACCCAGAAUCAGAAGGACUUCCAAGCAGGACGAGGCGAUCGCUAUGAUGCUG
Molecule: messenger RNA, 579 nt
Organism: Mesorhabditis spiculigera
Lineage: Eukaryota; Metazoa; Nematoda; Chromadorea; Rhabditida; Rhabditidae
Source: the annotation of a GenBank genome assembly